UUUUUUUGGAAUAUUUUUAUGGAUAAUCAAAAAUCAUCUUCUUUCCCUUUGAUUACUGAAAAAGAAAUGAUUAAUGCUAGAAGAAAUAAAAUUUUGGGGGAUUUGGCAGCCCUUUGUAGACGAUUAUUGGAAUGUUCUAAAGUUGAAGCUGAAGAAAGAAAAAUUGGACAUUCAAAAUGUUGUGGGACAGAAUUGGUUAAUGGAACUGCUGAUCAUGGAAAAGAGCCAGCAGCAAUUAUUAACAAAUUACGUGAACUUGCAUCUGCUUUUGAUUCUCAAUUUUUACAACACAAAGCUGUUGAUCCAAGAACUAUGUGGGCAAGUACUUUUUGUUCUCCUGUUCUUGAAAGAGCUGAUCUUUUUGAAAUGUCAAUUUUUGGUUUUCGUUUUUCUGGUUGUUAUAUUCCACUUCACGACCAUCCAAAAAUGUUUGGAUUUAUACGUCCUUUGCGUGGAAAAGUUAAAGUAUCUUCAUAUUCUUGGUUAGAUGCAAAUGAAGAAAAUAAACAAUUUUCACAGCAAAGAAAGAAUAAUCCGAAUUUUAAUGCAAAACCUGGAUAUAUUUUACGUCCAGCAAGAUAUGAAGGCCAAGUAAUUUUAUCUCCACCAACAGAAAAAUCUUCAUCAUUAAAGAUGGCUAUUUUAGAACCAAAUAUGGCUAAUUUACAUACAAUUGAAGCUUUGGAUGAUGGGGCAACAUUUUUUGAUUUAUUAGUGCCUGGAUAUAAUAAUGACAAAGACAGAACGUGUUUUUACUAUAAUAUAAUUAGUGACAACAACAAAAAACACUUAACUGGAGAUAUUGUCUGGCUAGAAGGAUCAGAAGAAUCACCAGAAGAUUUUACAAUGCAACGAAUCUAA
Molecule: messenger RNA, 861 nt
Organism: Meloidogyne enterolobii
Lineage: Eukaryota; Metazoa; Nematoda; Chromadorea; Rhabditida; Meloidogynidae
Source: the annotation of a GenBank genome assembly